AAUCCCCUAUUGAUUAUUGUUGCUUCUUUCCUGACGUUGCAAAAUCCAAUUAAUUCCUCUGAAGCUCUCUCCAUAUCUACCCCUUAACCAUCUCCUCUCCAUAAUCUCUCUCAGUUUAACCUGGUUCCAAGUUCUAAGCUAUCUGUAGAGUCUUGAAAUCAGUUCAAAAGCUUCCUGAAUUUCCUCCGUUUUCUCUCUGUUUUUAUCGCACUUCCACUUCUACUUCCUGAUUUACAUAGUUAAUACAAUCUUUUUUAUUCUGUUUCUGUUUUUUUGCAGAUUGUUGGAGACUAUGGAACCAGAAAUCAUUGAUUGGAAUAGCAUUGACUCUGUUUUUGUAGAAGAUGAGACUUAUGAGAACUUGGAUGCACCAAAGUGGGUCGAUUUCUCUGCCUUUGGCCCUGAUGAACAGCUCAAUGAUGAUGAUGAUGCUUGGUUCUACAAUCCAAAUUGCAAGCAUCCAAAGAUUGCAGAAGAUUUUAAAAAAUCUACCCUUAAUUCAAAGGUGAAAUGUUUAAGAUCUGUAACCAUAUCUGAAAUGCUUCCUUUCAGGGACAGAGCUUGCAGGUACAAAAAUAAGAAAAAUCAUUUCUCAAACUUUACUUUUAACCCAACCUUUGGCUUCACUUGUAGUUUCUCUUUCUCCAGAGAUGCAAAAAUAAAAGAAUCAGAAAAGCCCAAUCUGCAUACCCCUAAAGCAAAAGAGAACAAAUCUGCACAGAACUUAGGUGAAGACAUGGAGAACAAGAAUCCAAACUUGUAUGCUUUCCCUCCUGUUGUGUCAAAGAAUGCAAUGACCAAAUCAGGUGCAGAGAAAAAACGGCAAAUGGGUGAUUCACAUGGAAAUUCAUCAAAGCCAAAGCUGAGAAGUACAUUUUCAGCCCGGAAUUUGAGAGGUGGAAGAGCGAUUUUGAGUCAGAUCACAGAGUUCUGCUCUGAAUUAAAGAAAUUCGUGAAGAAAGGAUCAAAGAAAGGGUCAAGAGAGAAGGUUUCUAAUGGGGUUUUGGGUGACAUGGAAGAGAGAGUAGGAGAAAAAGAGAGGGUUCCUCUGCUUGAGGUCAAGAAAUAAAGGAGAUUAGAACAGAGAACAUAGAGUAAGAACAGAGGAAAGGGUGAAAUGUUCUGUUUUGAACAAUUGCCAGAAUAGUGCAAUAACACAUCAUCUUUUUAUUAUUUA
This is a messenger RNA of Hevea brasiliensis (rubber tree), 1177 nucleotides long. RefSeq lists its product as uncharacterized. The record is from RefSeq and is a predicted model, not a curated record. The transcript is spliced from 3 exons. NCBI's taxonomy places the organism in Eukaryota, Viridiplantae, Streptophyta, Magnoliopsida, Malpighiales, Euphorbiaceae. The coding region runs from base 293 to 1069 and encodes 258 amino acids.